Molecule: messenger RNA, 3530 nt
Organism: Macadamia integrifolia
Lineage: Eukaryota; Viridiplantae; Streptophyta; Magnoliopsida; Proteales; Proteaceae
Product: probable LRR receptor-like serine/threonine-protein kinase At1g12460
Exons: 2
Coding region: 648-3281 (877 amino acids)
Biological process (GO): protein phosphorylation
Cellular component (GO): plasma membrane
Molecular function (GO): protein kinase activity; protein binding; ATP binding
Source: RefSeq, a predicted model, not a curated record
AGUAAAAUUUCUGCUCGGAAAAAAUUAAGAAUAAAUUUAGCUGGAACCAUUUCUGUUGUAUUCUCUGUCUCUACACCAUGAGACUUGCAGAACUACCGUAGUUAAAGUUUCAGAGAUUAGAGAAUGUCGAUACAGGUAUUAAAGAAGAAAGGCAUCUUUAAAGAUCCGAAACAAGUUUGUCGUGAUUCUUCAUUCUUUCUUCUUCUUUAAUGGGUCUUGGUAAGGUGGUGCCGUGGUUGUUGGGACGAAUAAAUGGAGUCAAUUCAGCUCAUCUAAUGAAAGACUCUGCACUGAUCUCUGAGUCUCUGUCUCUGACUCUGUCCUACAGUUCUAUACUGGAAGGAGAGUGAGGUUGGGGGGCCAAUCACGUGGUUCUUCAGUUAUUCGCCAAUGUGAGAUAUAGACUUUAAAUGCAGUAGUUAUUAUAAUGGGUCACCUGCUUCCUCUUCAGUCAAUCCAUGGCUUUCUUAGCUCUGUCUCUUUCCCUACCAGAGUUCCGAGGAAAUUCAGCCCUGUGAAUUGGAGAUUGAUUUUCCCAUGUUCUGUAAAAGCUUAAAGUUUCAAGCUUGGCAUUGUUCCUUCGAAUGCCGGAGCUGGAAGGCUAGAAUUGCAAUAUUUCUGGUAGCUACUGUUUUUUUUCAGCGAACAUGAGAGAAUCCCGGCUAUUUUUUUGUGGGUUUCUUCUUUUUAUCUUCUUCUCUGUGGUAUAUUCCUUAAUGGAAAAGGAGAUAUUGCUUGAAUUCAAAGGUAAUGUUACUGAUGAUCCUUAUAAUAGUUUAAACUCCUGGGAACCUGAUCGAGAUCAUUGCUUGGAGUUUAAUGGCGUAUUUUGCAAUCCCGAACGAUAUGUAGAGAAAAUAGUGUUGUGGAACACUAGCCUCGCUGGAGUGUUGUCGCCUAGCUUAUCUGGCUUGAAGUUCUUAAGGAUACUGUCGUUCUACGGGAAUCGAUUUAGUGGCUCUUUACCGCCGGAAUUAUCUGAGAUUGGGACUCUGUGGAAGCUUAAUUUGAGUUCUAAUGCUUUAUCUGGACAGAUUCCUGAGUACCUUGGAGAUCUUCAGAGUCUUCGAUUGUUGGAUUUGUCGAGGAAUGGUUUUACUGGAGAAAUUCCUGAAGGUCUCUUCAAGAAAUGCUUCAAGACGAGGUUCAUUUCUCUCUCCCACAACAGUCUCUCUGGUUCAAUUCCUGUGUCUAUUGCAAACUGCUCAAACCUUGUCGGAUUCGAUUUUUCUUAUAACAAUCUCAGUGGAAGCUUUCCUGCACAGAUUUGUGUCCCUUCGAGUAUAUCCUAUAUAUCCCUGAGAAGCAAUUCUCUUGCAGGGAACAUUCCCGAGCAGAUUAUGGCUUGUCAAAGCUUGGAACUUUUGGAUCUUGGGAGCAAUUUGUUCACAGGUUUGGCUCCUUUCAAUGUUCUUGGGCUGAAAAACGUCAGCUAUUUCAACCUAUCAUCGAACCAUUUUGAGGGGAUGAUUCCCCAGACACAGACCUGUAGCGAUCGAAUGGAAAUUUUUGACAUUUCUUGGAAUAAUUUAAAUGGAGAGAUCUCUUCAAGCAUCACGAACUGCAGAAGCCUAAGGAUUUUGGAUGCUAGUUUUAACCAGCUCAACGGUAGUAUUCCAAUUGGAAUUGCAGAAUUGAAGAUGCUCUCUGUUCUCAGAUUGGGUAAUAACACAAUUCAAGGCAUGAUCCCGCUUGAGCUUGGAAGCAUUGAACUGCUACAGAUCCUGGAUUUGCACAACCUGCACCUUACUGGUGAAAUCCCCGGCGAUCUCAGCAAUUGCGGAUUUCUACUUAAGCUGGAUCUUUCCGGUAAUGGGUUACAGGGAGAAAUUCCUCCAACCCUAUACAACAUAACAUACCUGCAAUUUCUUGACCUACAUGGGAACCAGCUGAACGGAAGCAUCCCACCUAGUCUGGGAGAGCUGUCUGGGAUUCAAUUACUUGAUCUGUCCGAAAAUUCGCUCUCUGGGCCAAUUCCUGAAUCUCUGGGAAAUUUAACAUUGCUAACAUAUCUUAAUCUAUCCUUCAACCACCUCUCUGGAGAGAUUCCUGCAGUUCCCACCUUACAGAGAUUCAGCGCCGCUGCGUUCUCUCAUAAUCCUGGGCUAUGUGGGCUUCCUCUUAACACGCUCUGCUCCAGAAAUGGCAAUGGCACAAAGUCAACAUCAAGGAGACUGAGGGUUUCAGCAAUAUUAGCCAUUGUUGCUGCCGCAGUUAUCCUCACUGGAGUCUGUGUCAUAUCCUUCAUGAACAUAAGGGCUCGCAGGAGGAGAGAAAAAGAGGUGUUGGUUGUGAAGAGCACCCCUCCAGCUUCAACAGAUUCAGAUGUUAUCAUUGGGAAGCUGGUCCUCUUCAGCAAAAGCCUGCCUUCCAGAUACGAGGAUUGGGAAGCAGGAACAAAAGCUUUGCUAGACAAGGAACAUCUGAUUGGUGGCGGAUCCAUUGGGACAGUUUACAGAACCAGUUUUGAAGGUGGGAUCUCAGUUGCAGUGAAGAAGCUAGAAACACUCGGAAGGAUCAGGAACCAAGAUGAAUUUGAGCAAGAGGUUGGACAACUGGGCAACCUUCAACACCCCAAUCUUGUAGCUUUCCAAGGUUAUUACUGGUCUUCUACAAUGCAGCUAAUUCUGUCCGAAUUCAUUCCCAAUGGGAAUCUAUAUGAGCAUCUACAUGGAGUAAGUUACCUUGGCACCAGCACUAGCGGUGGCAGGAGGGAACUGAACUGGUCUAGGAGGUUUCAGAUUGCCCUCGGAGCGGCUAGAGCACUUGCUUACCUUCACCAUGAUUGUAAACCUCAAGUUCUGCAUCUUAACAUCAAGUCCAACAACAUACUUUUAGAUGAAAGGUAUGAGGCCAAGUUAUCUGAUUAUGGGUUGAUCAAGCUGCUUCCCAUGUUGGGUAAUUACGGUUUAACCAAGUUCCACAAAGUUGUUGGAUAUGUCGCACCAGAGUUGGCUUGCCAGAGCUUAAGGUUCAGUGACAAAUGUGAUGUCUAUAGCUUUGGAGUCAUCUUACUAGAACUGGUUACUGGCAGGAAACCAGUGGAAAGUCCAGUAGCAACUGAGGUGGUCGUCCUGUGUGAGUACGUUAGGGAAUUGUUGGAAAAUGGAGCAGCUUCGGAUUGCUUUGAUAGAGCCUUAGGAAGGUUUGCAGAGAAUGAGUUGAUUCAGGUCAUGAAGUUGGGGCUCAUCUGUACUUCUGAAGUUCCUUCCAGGAGACCCAACAUGGCAGAGGUUGUUCAAGUUCUAGAAUCCAUUAGAUCUGGUUCAGAAUCCCAAUAGUCAAGGGGAAAAUUGAACAUGGAAUACAGGAUUGUUGGGUUGGUGUAGAUUAGGCAAGAAAAUGUUCUAGGCCAGAAAAUGGCACACCCGGAAGCAUUUGGAGGGGGAAAGGGGGGAGGGGGGUGGGGGGGAAUAUAAGAAAAACAUUCUUUUUAAUUCUUUUUGUGAUUAUCAACUUACCAUUGUCAAUUGUGUGGGGAAUUCUUCAUUUUUUAUACAAAAUCAUUAGUGCAUCCAUCAAUGCCAGCC